CAAGAAAAGUCGACCCUCGUGCGGUACAGAGCUAGGCUUUGCACACAUCGAAGUAGCCAAGCUUUUCGAGUCCAAGAGGAGAGGCGGGCAGGUCAAGCUAGCGAGAAGCUUUGGAGGUCAGCAGCGGGGCGCAUGGCCAUGGAUGUCCAGGGCUCCAGGCGGCACCAGGACGCCGGCGUGAAGGUCAAGUUCAUCGAGACGCAGUUCAUCAGCUCCGACGCCGCCAGCUUCAAGGCCGUCGUGCAGCGCCUCACCGGCAAGUCCCCCGCCGCCUUGUCGAGGCCGGCCCAGGCGGCACUGGCGCCGCAGCCGCAGAGGCCGCGUCCGUGCCGGCCGAACUUCGCUGGCGCGGGGCAGCAGCAGCAUCAGGCCGCCGGGUGGCCGGAGCAGCACCAAGCUGGCGCCUACCUGGUCGCGCCGGCGCCGAAGCAGGAGCCACUCGCGGCGGUGGCGCCGAGCCUGGAAGAGAUGCACGAGCUCUGCGACUUCGCCGACCUGUUCUACACUACAACCACCGCCGCGGCGGGCGCGCGGCGCGACAUCGCCGGCAGCGCCUUCCCUUACUGAAUUUGUUUUGCCGAGCACCAAUGCUUGUAGUUUGCCUUUGCAAAUUCGCAGUGUGUUGAAGCACAUGAAUGGUCGAGGAACUAGGUAUGCGACGACAGAUGGUCAUGGACUCAUGGUCUGCCACCCGCAAUACUGUCGAACUUUUUUUUUU
Messenger RNA from Panicum hallii, 718 nucleotides. RefSeq lists its product as uncharacterized. The record is from RefSeq and is a predicted model, not a curated record. The coding region runs from base 133 to 567 and encodes 144 amino acids. Lineage: Eukaryota; Viridiplantae; Streptophyta; Magnoliopsida; Poales; Poaceae. The transcript has a single exon.